Molecule: messenger RNA, 2051 nt
Organism: Oreochromis niloticus (Nile tilapia)
Lineage: Eukaryota; Metazoa; Chordata; Actinopteri; Cichliformes; Cichlidae
Product: tripartite motif-containing protein 29
Exons: 2
Molecular function (GO): zinc ion binding
Source: RefSeq, a predicted model, not a curated record
GAAGGGAGGGGCUGCGUAACUUAAGUGUGCUGUUAGCAUGCUAGCAGAGCGAUGCUACUGUGAAUUGAGGAGCUAUUGCCUUGAUUAAACACCCCCACAAUGGAAAUACACUAGUACAGUGGCCAAGGAUGCUGACCCCCAUCUCCUUUUAAGGUAGUGUCUGUUUGCCCUUUGUCUGCCCCUCACCCUCUUGUAACUCUUGGUUUAUAAAAAAAAAAUAGGUGGGAGAAAUGUCCUGCAAAGAACUACUUUUUACUUUUUUGACUUUGACUUACAUUUCAAAGCCUAUACUUAAUUACUUUUACUUGAGUAAAAAAGUUGAACCAGUACUUCAACUUUUACUGUAGUAAAAGUUUUUUAACACUAUCUGUACUUCUACUUAAGUACAGAAUGUCUAGACUUUUGGCACCUUUGACUGGUUCUCACAUACCUGUAUUUAGCCACGUUCCUGUUAAAAAUGAUUGUAGAAGUUGUGAUCAACUCGACUGUAACAACAGAAAAAUACUUUUAAAGAAGGAGUCGGGGUUUCUUUUUAUUAUUCCUGUCAAACACUUAUCACAUUUUUGUGGAGCUGAAUGUGUUUGAAAACACGUUAAUUUGUUUACUGACUCAUAUACCAACUACUACACCUGCUGCACCCCUGAGGGAGAGAAACAAUUGAAAUGAACAUAAACAAGCAUCACGUCAGUGGCUGCCUUAACUGUAUGUUUAGGAUCAUUAUCCUCCCGCAUUGACUAAAACUGAAGCACUGUUUGUUAACUUCGGUGAGAACUCUGACAUUUCUAAAGUGAAGUUUAUUUAUGUAGAAGAAAGUGUUAACAAGCUUAAAAGUUGGAGUGAGCACUAAAUAAAGGUAUAAACACACAGUAUCGCUCUCAAACUGCUCCUCUUCCUGGGGUGAAGCACAGCCUGAUAACCCUCCCUCUUCUUCCUGCUCUUAAACACAGCACCUCCUCUCUGUCCACGUGUUUCCUCGUUCCCUCCCCCUCAGAGCUGCACUUUGAAAAUGGGUGUAACCAACAUGUGGUGACGUGUAAAAGCUCACACAGGCUCCAUUCACUGCAGAAACACAUGUUGUUGAGAUCAGAGCUCAGACUAGUUUCAGUUAUAAGGAAGAGAAACUCACACAGUCACUGACACUGAGAGGAGAAAUGGCACAGAAAGGAGUUCAGCUGGACCAAGAAGCCUUCUCUUGUUCCAUCUGUUUGGAUCUACUGAAGGAUCCGGUGACUAUUCCCUGUGGACACAGCUACUGCAGGAACUGUAUUAAAGCACACUUUGAUGAAGAGGACAGGAAGGGAAUCCACAGCUGCCCUCAGUGCAGGAAGACGUUCACACCGAGGCCUGUUCUGGAGAAAAGCAUCAUGUUAGCUGAGUUGGUGGAGGAGCUGAAGAAGACUGGACUCCAAGCUGCUCCAGCUGAUCUCUGCUAUGCUGGACCUGAAGAUGUGGCCUGUGAUGUCUGCACUAGGAGGAAGCUGAAAGCCAUCAAGUCCUGUUUAGUCUGUGUGAUCUCGUACUGUGAGAAACACCUCCAACCUCACUAUGAUGCAGCUCCAUUAAAGAAACACAAGCUGGUGGCCCCCUCCAAGAAGCUCCAGGAGAACAUCUGCUCUCGUCAUGAUGAGGUGAUGAAGAUUUUCUGUCGUACUGAUCAGCAGAGUAUCUGUUAUCUCUGCACAAUUGAUGAACAUAAAGGCCAUGAAACAGUCCCAGCUGCAGCAGAAAGGACUGAGAAGCAGAAGGAGCUCGAGGUGAGACGACUAAACAUCCAGCAGAGAAUCCAGGAGCGAGAGAAAGAUGUGAAGCUGCUUCAACAGGAGGUGGAGGCCAUCAAUGGCUCUGCUGAUAAAGCAGUGGAGGACAGUGAGAAGAUGUUCACUGAGCUGAUCCGUCUCAUCCAGAAAAGAAGCUCUGAUGUGAAGCAGCAGGUCAGAUCCCAGCAGGAAACUGAAGUGAGUCGAGUCAAAGAGCUUCAGGAGAAGCUGGAGCAGGAGAUCGCUGAGCUGAAGAGGAAAGACGGCGAGCUGGAGCAGCUCUCACACACAGAG